This is a messenger RNA of Panicum virgatum (switchgrass), 540 nucleotides long. RefSeq lists its product as uncharacterized. The transcript is spliced from 2 exons. The record is from RefSeq and is a predicted model, not a curated record. Lineage: Eukaryota; Viridiplantae; Streptophyta; Magnoliopsida; Poales; Poaceae. The coding region runs from base 6 to 329 and encodes 107 amino acids.
UUAGUAUGGUCUUCAAAGGGUCUGCGAAUUGGAGGCUGUUUCCCAAUCUGAAGCACAUCCACCUGCACGAGCUCCCCAAGCUGCAGGGCAUCUGCGAUGUUGGCUGCCAUACGGAUGCGGCCAAUCUCGCGACCAUCAAGAUCAGGGGCUGCUGGAACCUCAAGAGCUUGCCUAAUGUUGCAGGCAAGAAUGUGGUGGAGUGCGACUGCGAGAAGGAAUGGUGGGAUAGCCUGGAGUGGGACCCCUAUGUGGAGCCCAGCCUGCAGUACACGCCGACCCACCCGCGGCACUACAAGAAGACCAUGCGCAGGGGCUCCGUCCUCAGGUAGUAGUUCCUUGGUUUGAUCUGCUCUGCUUCCAUGUUUGGUCGUCCAUCCAUCCAAAGAUACAGGGCUAGCUAGUAUCACAUUUACUGCUGUGUGAACAAGUCCGAAAGCUAAAUAAUUGGAGAACAUAUCAGGUACAAACCAACCUCUCCGUGCAAACUAUGAAAACUCCAAUCUGAGCCAUCAAAUCAACAUCCAAGGGGAGGGACGCAAA